Messenger RNA from Paramecium pentaurelia, 2884 nucleotides. NCBI's taxonomy places the organism in Eukaryota, Ciliophora, Oligohymenophorea, Peniculida, Parameciidae. The record is from the annotation of a GenBank genome assembly.
AUGAAAACACUAAUCUUUGUUGUAUCCUUAGUUGCUUUUAGCUUAAGUAAAAGACUUGCUAUUGAUGAUCCAAAUUGCUUUAAAUACUUAUAAAAAUUCGGACCCCCUGAGUUUAUUGAUGGUACUGGAGCAACGAAAAUGACCUUUACAGAGAGAUAUCGAAUUUGGUCCAUCCUAAACAAAUGUUUAAGUUAAACUCAGAUAUUCAGAUGCUGAUCUCUUUAAUGAUCCAAUAUAUUUUGGUCUUGUUUAAGAAGAUGGAAAAACAGCAGCAACUACAUGUCUUGAUCUUAAACUAUGGAAAUUUACUUCAAAUACCUAUUCUGACCCAGUCUAAGUUACAGAUUUACUGAUAGUACCAUCAAGUAACUUUGAUAACAAAUGGAGAUAUUAUUCAUUUACUAUUCCAGGAGAUUAAUUAUCAACUAGAUUAGUGCAAACUAAUUAUUACGAUUAUUCCAUUUUCAAAGGUGUUUAUGCUAUUGCUUAUUAUACUGCAGGAACUGAUUAAGUACAAUUUGUAUUCUAUUUUGAAUUCUCUCUCUCUGUUGAGAGACAUACUUGGAGUAAUGGUGGUAGUAGUAAAUUUUAAGCAUCAUUCAAACCAUUAAGUUAUGCAUCUACAAUAGAUUGUACUCCUAUUGUUGGAGUUAGUUGUAAUCCAAAAAGUGAUACUACUUUAAAAUGUUGUACCGAUUUGACAUGCAAUUAAUUUGCAACUCCAGAUUUACAUUUGAAUGAUCAAUUUGUUCUUUAAUAAGUUAUUACAGCUGGUGGUAUGAAUUUCUUUCUAAUUGAUACUGAGGUUUGGUAUACUGCCAAUGAUUUGAAAAAAAAAGCCACAAUAAUAUCAGUCAAUAAUAAAUUAAAAAACUAAGUUAUCAUCUAGUUAAAGGCUGAAAUAAUAGGGAGAGCAGUCACUAUUGAGGUGAUCUCUACUUUGUCGAUAAACUAAACAGGAGAUAGAAGAAUUCUGUUUUAAACAACUUACGAUCCUGUAAACGGUUAAACUGAUUAAAUUGAAUGCAUUAAGGCUGAAGGAUCUGAUACAUGUCCUACAUGUGAAGGAGAAAAUACUGCUAAUGGAGAUAAUAGUGAAGAAUGCAUAAAACAAUCAAAUUAGAUAACAUUUUUUUUCAUAGCUUUGUUACUAACAUUAUUAAUUCGAUUUAUUAAUUUAUCUUCAAUCAAUUAAAUUAAAUCAAAAUAAAUCACUUUUCUAAUUCAGCUUUAUCGUCAAUUUUUGUUGAAAAUUAAGUUAGAAAAUGCAGUUCGUCUUUAAUGGCCUUAAAAAACUCUAAUUCAACAAGUUUAAAUAAUGCCAUAGUUUGGAACUGAAUUAAUUAUUUAACAUUUCAAAUAGUAAGAGUUUUAUAUAUAUAACUUUAAGAAAAUUGAUUAUACUAAAUCUUUAUUAGGAUUAAGUUUAAAAUAACAAUAAAAUAAAGUAAUUUAAUGUUGAUAUGAUCAUUAAGGAUUUAUAAAAGAACAAUCAUAAUUAGAGGUCGCAAUGGAUUGUGAUCUAAAAGAUAACAGUUGAAAAAUAUGGUUGUCAAACAUGCUUUAUAAAUGAUAAUGUUUUUCACAUUUUAGCCAGAUUAGAAAGAAUAAAUGCAUGCAAAUGAAAUUAAUAAAAAUAAAAUUAAAUAGUAUUUAAAGACAAAUGAUAUUAAGGUAAAAAAUGAUGAUGUANUGCAAACUAAUUAUUACGAUUAUUCCAUUUUCAAAGGUGUUUAUGCUAUUGCUUAUUAUACUGCAGGAACUGAUUAAGUACAAUUUGUAUUCUAUUUUGAAUUCUCUCUCUCUGUUGAGAGACAUACUUGGAGUAAUGGUGGUAGUAGUAAAUUUUAAGCAUCAUUCAAACCAUUAAGUUAUGCAUCUACAAUAGAUUGUACUCCUAUUGUUGGAGUUAGUUGUAAUCCAAAAAGUGAUACUACUUUAAAAUGUUGUACCGAUUUGACAUGCAAUUAAUUUGCAACUCCAGAUUUACAUUUGAAUGAUCAAUUUGUUCUUUAAUAAGUUAUUACAGCUGGUGGUAUGAAUUUCUUUCUAAUUGAUACUGAGGUUUGGUAUACUGCCAAUGAUUUGAAAAAAAAAGCCACAAUAAUAUCAGUCAAUAAUAAAUUAAAAAACUAAGUUAUCAUCUAGUUAAAGGCUGAAAUAAUAGGGAGAGCAGUCACUAUUGAGGUGAUCUCUACUUUGUCGAUAAACUAAACAGGAGAUAGAAGAAUUCUGUUUUAAACAACUUACGAUCCUGUAAACGGUUAAACUGAUUAAAUUGAAUGCAUUAAGGCUGAAGGAUCUGAUACAUGUCCUACAUGUGAAGGAGAAAAUACUGCUAAUGGAGAUAAUAGUGAAGAAUGCAUAAAACAAUCAAAUUAGAUAACAUUUUUUUUCAUAGCUUUGUUACUAACAUUAUUAAUUCGAUUUAUUAAUUUAUCUUCAAUCAAUUAAAUUAAAUCAAAAUAAAUCACUUUUCUAAUUCAGCUUUAUCGUCAAUUUUUGUUGAAAAUUAAGUUAGAAAAUGCAGUUCGUCUUUAAUGGCCUUAAAAAACUCUAAUUCAACAAGUUUAAAUAAUGCCAUAGUUUGGAACUGAAUUAAUUAUUUAACAUUUCAAAUAGUAAGAGUUUUAUAUAUAUAACUUUAAGAAAAUUGAUUAUACUAAAUCUUUAUUAGGAUUAAGUUUAAAAUAACAAUAAAAUAAAGUAAUUUAAUGUUGAUAUGAUCAUUAAGGAUUUAUAAAAGAACAAUCAUAAUUAGAGGUCGCAAUGGAUUGUGAUCUAAAAGAUAACAGUUGAAAAAUAUGGUUGUCAAACAUGCUUUAUAAAUGAUAAUGUUUUUCACAUUUUAGCCAGAUUAGAAAGAAUAAAUGCAUGCAAAUGA